Homo sapiens (human) is the source of this 7065-nucleotide messenger RNA. RefSeq names its product nuclear receptor subfamily 6 group A member 1 (gene NR6A1). Lineage: Eukaryota; Metazoa; Chordata; Mammalia; Primates; Hominidae. Bases 193 to 1635 code for a protein of 480 amino acids. Gene Ontology annotation, cellular component: transcription regulator complex; nucleus. The record is from RefSeq and is marked reviewed. Gene Ontology annotation, biological process: regulation of DNA-templated transcription; positive regulation of transcription by RNA polymerase II; intracellular receptor signaling pathway. Gene Ontology annotation, molecular function: DNA-binding transcription activator activity, RNA polymerase II-specific; sequence-specific double-stranded DNA binding; RNA polymerase II cis-regulatory region sequence-specific DNA binding. The transcript has 10 exons.
AGUGCUGAGGGGGCGCGGCGCGGAGGGGCGCGGAGCGGCGCGGAGCCGGGCGGCUCGGGGCCCAGAGAGAGCCGCGGCCGGGAGCUCGCGGGCUCCUGACAACCUCCUCCCCUCGGCGGACGACGACCACGGCGACUAGGGCGCCGGUCAUGGCGGAGCAACAAACCCGGCGCGGACCCUAGGCACCACCGCAUGGAGCGGGACGAACCGCCGCCUAGCGGAGGGGGAGGCGGCGGGGGCUCGGCGGGGUUCCUGGAGCCUCCCGCCGCGCUCCCUCCGCCGCCGCGCAACGGUUUCUGUCAGGAUGAAUUGGCAGAGCUUGACCCAGGCACUAUUUCUGUUUCAGAUGAUCGGGCUGAACAACGAACCUGUCUCAUUUGUGGGGACCGCGCUACAGGCUUGCACUAUGGGAUCAUCUCCUGUGAGGGCUGCAAAGGGUUUUUCAAGCGGAGCAUUUGCAACAAACGGGUAUAUCGAUGCAGUCGUGACAAGAACUGUGUCAUGUCUCGGAAGCAGAGGAACAGGUGCCAGUACUGCCGCCUGCUCAAAUGCCUCCAGAUGGGGAUGAACCGGAAGGCUAUCAGAGAAGAUGGCAUGCCUGGAGGCCGGAAUAAGAGCAUUGGGCCAGUCCAGAUAUCGGAAGAAGAAAUCGAAAGGAUCAUGUCUGGGCAGGAGUUUGAGGAAGAGGCCAAUCACUGGAGCAACCAUGGUGAUAGUGACCACAGUUCCCCUGGGAACAGGGCUUCGGAGAGCAACCAGCCCUCACCAGGCUCCACACUGUCUUCCAGUAGGUCUGUGGAACUGAAUGGAUUCAUGGCCUUCAGGGAACAGUACAUGGGAAUGUCUGUGCCUCCACAUUACCAAUAUAUACCGCACCUUUUUAGCUAUUCUGGCCACUCACCACUUCUGCCCCAACAAGCUCGCAGCCUGGAUCCCCAGUCAUACAGUCUGAUUCACCAGCUGUUAUCAGCCGAGGACCUGGAACCAUUGGGCACGCCCAUGUUGAUUGAAGAUGGAUACGCUGUGACACAGGCAGAACUAUUUGCCCUGCUUUGCCGCCUGGCCGACGAGCUGCUCUUUAGGCAGAUUGCCUGGAUCAAGAAACUGCCUUUCUUCUGCGAGCUCUCAAUCAAGGAUUACACGUGCCUCUUGAGCUCUACGUGGCAGGAGCUAAUCCUGCUGUCUUCCCUCACCGUUUACAGCAAGCAGAUCUUUGGGGAACUGGCUGAUGUCACUGCCAAGUACUCGCCCUCCGAUGAAGAACUACACAGAUUUAGUGAUGAAGGGAUGGAGGUGAUCGAGCGGCUCAUCUACCUCUAUCACAAGUUCCAUCAGCUAAAGGUCAGCAACGAGGAGUAUGCUUGCAUGAAAGCAAUUAACUUCCUAAAUCAAGAUAUCAGGGGUCUGACCAGUGCCUCACAGCUGGAACAAUUGAAUAAACGAUACUGGUACAUUUGCCAGGAUUUUACUGAAUAUAAAUACACACAUCAGCCGAACCGCUUUCCUGAUCUCAUGAUGUGCUUACCUGAGAUUCGAUAUAUUGCAGGAAAGAUGGUGAAUGUGCCCCUGGAGCAGCUGCCCCUCCUCUUUAAGGUGGUGCUGCAUUCCUGCAAGACCAGUGUGGGCAAGGAAUGACCUGUUCCAGGCGCCCUCCUCAGGCCAACCACAGCGUCUUGGGUGGGCAGGACAGGCUCUGGAGGGAAAAGCCAGAGAGACCAAGAUGGAGGCUGUGGAGCAGCAUUUCCCGUUGCCUCCAUAGCAAGAAGAGUUUUUGUUUGUUUGUCUGUUUUUUUAACCUCAUUUUUCUAUAUAUUUAUUUCACGACAGAGUUGAAUGUAUGGCCUUCAACAUGAUGCACAUGCUUUUGUGUGAAUGCAGCCAAUGCAUUUUCUUACAGUUUACAGAAUGUGAAGAUGUUUAAUGUUACAGUGUUGUCAUUGUUUAGAAAUAGUUCUUUUGUAUUUUGAGGGAGAGGGUGGGAUGGGGCUAAGAUGACUAUUUCCAUAAUGUUGACAAAGAUGACUACCUCAAUGGAAAUGGGGGGUGUGGCCAUCCCUACUUUUUCCACAUUUUCUCAGCAGACUCAUACAUUUGUCUGUCAGAGAGCAAAUUGCCUUUUUUAGCCACAGAAUUGCCAGAUAAAACGGCACACUGUAAGGGGGCAAAGUGUUGUUAGGAGAUUCACUAAGCAAGGUUGGUGAGACGGCAACAGGGUAGGAGGUGAGGAUUGAGCCACGUCCUUUCCUUGGAAAGCGUGAAAAUUAAGAGAGUAGGGCACAGUGACCAUAUUUAAGGCAGGUGUCCUUCCACCCAACAAGUCCUAAGGGCAGAAGAAUUUCUGUUCUCACACCUUGCUGCCCCCCUUACCCCUGCACCACCAUCAUUGUCUACCACUGCGAACUUUCCAUCUAGGCAAAGUCCUGGCAAUCACUUGAUCCACAGGACUCGCCUCCCAGCUCCCUCGGGGCCCCCAGCUACCUAGUUUCCUUACCUGGAUCUCCUGAGGCCCACCUUCCUCCUUCCCACUCCCUUACACAUUUGACUUCCUAUUGGCCCUUUGAAAAACCAGCUGAGCAGAAUGCCAUGUUCUGAAGCCUGGUGCCCACUACUGAUUUAUUCUCCUUUCACCUUGUUUUCUUCAAAGGGUAGUAGGGCAAGGCCAGACUGCAAAAAGAAUAGACACUCCCCUUUUGAAAUCUGUUCCUCUCCCCUCCCCUUCCUACCGCACCCUCAGGUCUAAAUCCGAAAACUUCAGGCUUUUUUAAACAAUGAGAAGGACCAUUCACCUGUCUGCUGACCAGAAAUGUUGCCCCUAAGUUCUUCUCCAAGUUCUCCUUUUCUCUCCAGAGUGAGACCAGUUUUCCUCAGGGACCCAGGACACAAAGCCCAAGGCCCAGAGUGGCUCAGCUGCCCCUUACUUCAGCAGUGGACUGGCCAGCCAAGGCCUGGAGGGCUGGAGCCAGAAGCACCUGGAAGGGAAGGGGGGCUUUAAACUACCUCAGGUUCCUAAUGGCCCGGCUGCUACCUCUGCAGACAUGGCCUGGACUCCUUGACCUCUCACUACCUGCCCCACCUUAUCCCAGGACGUGUUCCUUACCCUCUUGACUUUGGCCAGCGCUACACCAGGUCUGUCUUUGAACUCUUUCAGGUGCUUGUCCUGCCUACACCCAGGUAUCUUUCACAGCCAGUGUGGCAAGCAGACCACUUAGUUGGCUGCAUGCCUGGGUAGGUUGGAAGGGCCCACGGCACCUUCUUCUGCCUAUUUAGUCAAAGGCUGUUUGCUGUCUCCUCAACUCAACCUAGUAAAGCUACCCAGGAGGGCACCACGUCGUGUGCAUACUGGGUAGUCCAUGUCUGAUUGUAAUUGUUUCUUUCUGGUGAAAUGUUACGGGUACCAGCAGAGUGAUGAUUUUGGCCCUUGAUGGAUCUAAAACUCGGAACAUUACUCCUCAAUGCCGUUUCCCCAGUUGCUCUGAGAAGGAAGAGACAUGUUCCUCAGGAAAAGCUCCAGCUAGCAUGUUUUUCACGUCAGUGGGAAGAUUCUUGUGUGUUCGUGUGUAUCUGUUUAUUUCUAAGUUCACGAUACUUGUUCCCCUGAAUUUUAUUUAACCAACUAGAUCACAUUCUUUGGCCACAGGUCAGACUCUGAGCUGCUUUCCUCCAGAUCGGGAAGGAGACACAUAUCACAGAUGCCUUCUCUAAGACAGCUCCUGUGUACAGCAUCGUUCUUUGCUGAGGCCUCUAUCUGUCCAAUUAUUAUUUUUGAAAUUGCUUUUCAAAUUAAACAUUUUACCCGUUGUGUUGGGUGUCAAAAGAAAUUGCUCUCUGAUGAGGCAAGAACAUGUCUCUCCAACAACGUAGUAUUGAACAGAGCAAGUUGUUAAUUUGUGGAGUAGGGGAAAGGUUCUGCAAGUUGCCAUUGUACAAAUCCAGUUUUACAAAUGUUUGCAGCAGAUUCCACAGAACAAAGAGCCCAUUCAUUGCCGAGAGCCCUGCAGAAUCUCAGAGCAAAGUGGCUGUGUGUUCCGAGCCGGAGCCUGACCUGUGGACCGUCUUUAAUGUCUUCUGCACCAGUCCUUUUAUGACGUGGGCUUUUUUUAAACAGGGUAAAGUGAAUGUGUUGCAUUGCAAACUCAGGUAUUAUGAGGAGAAGGUAGGAGUGUAGCUAGCAGCGUGGAGACAUUAGGUCAGCCACUAGAUGUAUUUGUGAAUUUGGUUUGAAGGACACGGAGAAAGGUUGGAGGGGAGGUUUGGUGUGUUUGUUUUUUGCUUUCUUCCCCAUAAUGUUUGGUUAACAGGUAGCCUUUUUGCGAGUGGAAGGAGAGAAAAGUUGUGCAUGUUUUCUCUAAUUUCUCUUUCUGCCCUCUCUCUGAUCCCCAACCACCAAAAGCACUCACUUUGAGUGAGGAUUUUUUUUUUUUUUUUUUUUUUUUUUUUUGAGGCGGAGUCUCGCUCUGUCGCUCAGGCUGGAGUGCAGUGGUGCGAUCUUGGCUCACUGCAAGCUCCGCCUCCCGGGUUCAUGCCAUUCUCCUGCCUCAGCCUCCUGAGUAGCUGGGACUACAGGCGCCCGCCACCACACCCGGCUAACUUUUUUUGUAUUUUUAGUAGAAACAUUGUUUCACCACGUUAGCCAGGAUGGUCUCCAUCUCCUGACCUCGUGAUCCGCCUGCCUCGGCCUCCCAAAGUGCUGGGAUUACAGGCGUGAGCCACUGCACCCAGCCGAGUGAGAAUUUUUAUGCCAUAAAAAUACGACUCUGAAAGCUACAUGGAAAAGGAGAAUCCCACCUCCUUGCACUACAUUGAAACAUGCAAGCCUUUCCCUCCCUCUCCUUUUUGAUGUUUUCUUGUCCCAAGACAAAAGUUUGGCAUCUUGGAACUUAUUCAUGCUCUCUGGCUGCCUUUGUAGACUUUUGGAGUCCUUUGCAAGGUUUGGUGGUCUCGUCGUUAAUCUGGAGAAAUUCCCCAGAAUCUGUCUCAAAGCGCUCAACCUGGCUCAGAGGACACCCAGCCCCUAUGCCCCACUCACAAGAGAGGUGGGCAAGCCCCCAGGGAUAGGAGGAAGUAAGCAGGAUCCUCCCUGUCCUGUUUCCCAGAACCAGAGCAAGGAAUGGGGAAUCCUAAGGGUUUCUGUGGCAUCACUGAAUGUCACCCACUCCACAUCAACCUGCCUCUCACCUGCCACCCUUUUUCAGGGAGGUGAGUACCUGCCAUGGUCACUGUUACCAGAUCCUUAAAAUCCUGGGCUCUGAGCUAGGUGCAUUGCUCUGUUACCCAUUUCCUACAUUUGUUUGUUUGUUCUUGAUUUCCUGGGGGAAUGGGACUGAUGGAGACAGACAAACCCACUGUGGGCAGCAUCUAAGCCAUGUCCAAGGUUGGUCGAAUUAAGGGAACCCUGGCCUCUCAGCAGGACAGAAAGCUGAGCUGUGGUUCCAGGCCCUCCUCUCUGGGCCCCUGGUGUGUAUCUUUUUUCCUUGUUGCUUUUGAAAUUUUUGCAAUUAUUUUAAGAAUCCAGUCUUUCAGACCAGCCCUUUUAUUAAGCUUUGAAUUUUUAAUUGAUUUUUUUAAAGUAAAAAAAAAAAAAACCCAAAAAACAAACAAAAUUUAACAAAAAAAUCCGCUACUCUUACUCCCCUGCCUCCCCCUACCCCAGCCCAUGAGAGUUCCCUUGCACUCCCCUCUGCCUUUGCAACUGAUCAUCCUCCCUUUCUCCUUGGCUUGAAGCAUCUAUGUCCAGUAUCUGUGAAAUGAUGUUUUAUCUGUGUGUCAGGAUGAGAAACGGCAGUCAUUCCACCAAGUGUUGGAAACUGGUUAGCCUGGAGACAAGGGUUUCUGGGGCCACAGCUCAGGGAUGUGUAUUUAAUUACAGGAUCCCCAGAAACUCCUCUCUAGGCUGCCACAGCAACAUUUUUUCUGGGCUUGGGAGCCAUACCUGAACUGUUUCCUCCAAGGCGGGAACUCCAGAGAGCCUGCCAAGUCUGGAGCAAGCUGGGGCUUCUGCUUUGGCCAGACCUGGGCCACCAUGAGACUUGAAGGCUUCUAGCUGUCCUACGACACGAGCCACGGUGGCCCUGCCUCUCCCCGCUCAUAGAAGCCUGGUCCCUCUGUCUAGCCCAGUUCCCAUCUAGCAUCCGUCUUCUGGGCCUGAAGCCCUAAAUGGACCACAGCCUGCACAGGAAUCAACUGUAGGCUCAAAGGGAGGCGGUGAGUAAGGUCAGAGCCUGCUCCAAGCCCAAGAACAAAAGUUGUGUUAUGGGUGGAGGCUAGUCCCCCAGAUCUAGCCCUGCCGUCUUUGCCCUUUAAUGACCAUUGUUUUCUUUCUCUAAAAUGUCUUGUAAUAGGUGAUAAUGUUGUUGAUUCAAAUUUCCAUGAAAAAGAAAAAAAAAACUACCUCUUAAGCGACAUCCUGGUCGAUUCCUCUCUGAGGAAUCCUGUGGGAAAAGAAUACUGUAGCUCCUGCUCUGUUUACAUGUUUCUGUCGGGAAAGAAGCCCCGCCUGCCCUGGGGUGUUGGUGUUUUUGUCUGUGUUGCCAUCCCAGGUCUGCCAUAGGGGCUGGUGGCUGCAUUGUGAUGUCUGGGCUGUGUCUGGGGAUUCCUUCCCACCUACCCAGCCAGGGACUAGUCACCCCCCUGAAGAGGCCUCCAUUUCCUUCCUGUGCUCCAGGGCAUAGGGAGCACCACUCCCACAGACACCACCUUUAAGGGCUCUAGUGGCACACACAUCCACGAGCCUACCCCCAGGUUACCUGCCCUAGGUCCACCUCCACCCACAGUCCUGUGUGUAGGAAUCGAGGAAACGGGAUGUCCCUGAGCCCUUGUCUCCAAAGGGCCGGCCAAGGGCUGCCCGCCAGCCUGACUCCAUCAACCCUCCAUGACCAAAUGAUAGCUGGCGGGCUCUGCAGGCUACCCAGGCCCUCUGCUACCUCCCACCCUGCCAGCUGGCAAGGGAUGGGCCCUGUUCUGUGAAUUGACUACCUGUGGAAAUGUGACCAAUUAGUGUGAAAUGCAUGUUUAGCAAGUGUUAGGUACUGUAUUUGAACCAAUAAAUGUGAAUCCUUCUGCACAUGG